AUGUCCGCUAGUCCUGAAGUCAAGCCCGGGUCUCCGAAUGCUGCCCCUAGUCCCGGGCCCGAAGAUGAUCUAUCUGAACCAGUCGCCAAGGCCCCGACACCUCUGGCUGGCGAUGACGACGACGAGGAGGAGGAGCCAUCGGCUGCACCCGCAGAGACCGCGUCCCCGGAUGCAGACGAUCUUGCGAAUGACAAGAGUGACGAUGCCCAUUAUGCAGAAGAAGAAGAGAAGGCGGAUGUGGAUGGAGGAUCAGACGAUGAGUCGAUUCUCUCCGAAGUCGAUGAGGCACAGUUUGAAGACUUCGACCCGGAAAACGUCCAUAUUGAAGACCGUCCCCAGCUGGCGAUUGACGAAGAUAACUUGAAGCUUAUCGGACGGCACAAGCGGAAGCGUGAUGUAGAGGGUGAUGGCGAGAGGUCUCGACGGAAGAGGGAAGGGCGCAGAGAGAAGAAGAGUCGGCGCAUGAGGGAGCUCGAGGAAGGCAGUGAUGGCGAGGGAGCUUCUCGGAGGAGGGAUCGGAAGAAGAAAGAGGCGAUUGUUGAGGAUGAGGAACAUUUGGACCCUGCAACCCGUCGCCGACGAGCUCUUGAUCGUGCUAUGGACGAGGCCCUGAAGAAGCCAACAAAGCGACGAUUUCGGAAGGCGGAUGGGAUUGAUUUGGAGCAGAUGGCCGACGCAGAGAUCGAAGACAUGCGCAGGCGGAUGACCCAUGCUGCUCAGAUGGAUGCGGCUAGCCGACGCGAAGGAAAUCCAGCCAUGCACAAGCUGAAGAUGCUUCCUGAGGUGGUAUCGCUUCUCGGCCGCAACCAAUAUGUCAACAGUCUAGUCGAUCCGGAAAUCAACUUGCUCGAGGCCGUCAAGUUCUUCCUGGAACCUCUGGACGAUGGCUCUCUACCAGCCUACAACAUUCAGCGAGAUUUAAUGAAUUCCCUCACCAAACUACCUAUCAACAAGGAAGCUCUGAUUGCCAGUGGCAUUGGAAAGGUGAUUGUGUUCUAUACCAAGAGCAAACGUGCGGAGCCUGGUAUCAAGCGUAUGGCCGAGAAAUUGCUUGCGGAAUGGACGCGUCCGAUCCUUCAGCGCAGCGAUGACUACUCCAAGCGAGUGUACCAGGAAGCCGCGUUCGACCCUAGAAAACUUACUACCCGGACCCCAUCUGCGCAUGCCACCGCCGCAGAAGCACGAGCACGAGAACUGCUUCCGCCUCGUCUGGCGAACCGUGCCCGAGCCGACAUGACCCAUACCAGUUAUACCGUGGUUCCUCGUCCCACUGUGGUCCAAGAGAGCAAGUUUGCACGUCCUCUGGGAGCCAGCGGAGAGGAUCGAUUCCGGAAGAUGCGGGCACGCCAGAUCGCAGCAGCGAAGGGAACGCGGAGGUAA
Molecule: messenger RNA, 1380 nt
Organism: Aspergillus tanneri
Lineage: Eukaryota; Fungi; Ascomycota; Eurotiomycetes; Eurotiales; Aspergillaceae
Gene: IWS1
Product: transcription factor SPN1
Exons: 4
Coding region: 1-1380 (459 amino acids)
Biological process (GO): poly(A)+ mRNA export from nucleus
Cellular component (GO): nucleus
Source: RefSeq, a predicted model, not a curated record